Terrapene triunguis (Three-toed box turtle) is the source of this 269-nucleotide messenger RNA. RefSeq names its product TSR2 ribosome maturation factor (gene TSR2). Gene Ontology annotation, cellular component: nucleus. The transcript is spliced from 2 exons. The record is from RefSeq and is a predicted model, not a curated record. The annotation marks the transcript as partial. Lineage: Eukaryota; Metazoa; Chordata; Testudines; Emydidae. Gene Ontology annotation, biological process: maturation of SSU-rRNA from tricistronic rRNA transcript (SSU-rRNA, 5.8S rRNA, LSU-rRNA).
CGUCCCUGGAGCCGGACGAGGUGGAGGAUUUCCUCGCCGAGGUGCUGAACAACGAGUUUGACACCAUCAUUGAGGAUGGCAGCUUGGCUGAGGUGAGCCAGCAGCUCCAGUCGCUCUUCGCCCGCUGCCAGCGUGGCGAGGGGCCGGCCCUGACGGAAGCCAUCGCCCGGCUCACGCGGCGGCAGCAGGAGGUGGGCAGGGCAGCCGCUCAGGCCCGACCGGCGGAGGGGAGCAGCAGCGAGGAGGAGGAAGAGGAGAGGCCGGAGGAG